Messenger RNA from Octodon degus (degu), 3493 nucleotides. It is a transcript of the gene Islr2, whose product is annotated as immunoglobulin superfamily containing leucine rich repeat 2. Lineage: Eukaryota; Metazoa; Chordata; Mammalia; Rodentia; Octodontidae. Gene Ontology annotation, cellular component: cell surface. Gene Ontology annotation, molecular function: protein binding. The record is from RefSeq and is a predicted model, not a curated record. Bases 181 to 2412 code for a protein of 743 amino acids. Gene Ontology annotation, biological process: positive regulation of axon extension. The transcript is spliced from 3 exons.
GCGGGGUGUAAAAGUGGCUCGCAUUCAAUUAGCAGCGAAGCUCCCGGGAGCUGGCGGGACAGGCGCGCGAGGCCGCAAAGCAACAGAUGCGUAAAGCGCCCGUGGGCUGUCAUCCAGUCUGGAGACGGGGCUGCCGCCUGAAGGCUGCGCACCGGGCAACUGCGAGCGUUGGGAGCGGAGAUGGUGCCCCUUCGAGCUGCAUGGUUGGCCUGGGUGCUGCUAGGAGCGGUCCGGGCGUGCCCCGAGCCCUGCGCCUGCGUGGACAAGUACGCGCACCAGUUUGCAGACUGUGCCUACAAGGAGCUGCGAGAGGUGCCCGAAGGACUGCCGGCCAACGUGACUACGCUGAGUCUGUCCGCCAACAAGAUCACUGUGCUAAGGCGCGGGGCCUUCAUCAACGUCACGCAGGUCACGUCGCUGUGGCUGGCACAUAGUGAGGUUCGUACCGUGGAGCUGGGUGCCCUGGCAGUGCUUAGUCAGCUAAAGAACCUCGACCUGAGCCACAAUCUUAUCUCCAACUUCCCUUGGAGCGACCUUCGCAACCUGAGCGCGCUCCAGCUGCUCAAAAUGAACCACAACCGCCUGGGCUCCCUGCCCCGCGACGCACUCGGCGCGCUGCCGGACCUGCGCUCGCUGCGCAUCAACAACAACCGUCUGCGCACUCUGGAGCCGGGUACCUUUGACGCGCUCGGUGCGCUGUCCCACUUGCAGCUGUACCACAAUCCCUUCCACUGCGGCUGCGGCCUGUUGUGGCUACAAGCGUGGGCAGCCAGCACGCGGGUCUCGCUGCCCGAGCCAGACUCUAUCGCUUGCGCCUCUCCUCCCGCGCUGAAAGGGGUGCCAGUGCACCGCCUGCCUGCUCUACCCUGUGCGCCCCCCAGCGUGCGGCUGAGCUCGGAGCCCCCGCUGGAGGCAUCUGGCACCCCUCUGCGCGCUGGCUUGGCUAUCACGUUACAUUGCAUUGCUGAAGGGCACCCCACUCCCCGCCUGCAAUGGCAACUUCAGAUCCCGGGAGGCACCGUGGUCUUAGAGGCGCCGGUCCAGAGCAAGGAGGACGACUUGGAAGGAGCAGAGGACGGGGAGGAGGAAGGAGAUGGGGAAGUCCCCACCCAGACGGAAGCCCCAACACCGACUCCAGCACCUGCGUGGCCCGCGCCCCCCGCCACCCCGCGCUUUUUGGCUCUGGCAAAUGGCUCUUUAUUGGUCCCGCUCCUGAGUGCCAAGGAGGCGGGCAUCUACACAUGCCUUGCUCACAAUGAGCUGGGCACCAACUCCACGUCAGUACGUGUAGCAGUGGCUGCCGCUGGGCCCCCAAAGCAUGCUUCUGGUAUAGGAGGAGACCCUGACAGGCAGGCCCCAACCUCUGAGCGCAAGGUUAUCGCCAAGGGCCGGGGCAACAGCGUCUUGCCUUCCAAACCUGAGGGCAAAGCCAAAGGCCAGGGCAAUGCUCAAGUCAGCAUCCUGGAGGCGACCGAGGAGGAGCAGGAGGAAGAAGAUGGAGAUGAAGCGGAAGGCCAAAUCCCAGUGAACCCAGUGGAGGAGCAACACUGUGGCCACGGGGACCCCUCUCGGUACGUGUCCAACCACGCAUUCAAUCAGAGCUCAGAACUCAAGCCUCAUGUCUUCGAGCUGGGCGUCAUCGCGCUGGACGUGGCGGAGCGCGAGGCGCGGGUUCAGCUGACUCCGCUGGCCGCACGCUGGGGUCCUGGGCCCGGUGGAGCUGCGGGAGCUGGGCGGUCCCGGCGGAGGCCCCUGCGCCUGCUCUACCUGUGUCCGGCUGGGGGCGGUGCUGCCGUGCAGUGGUCCCGCGUAGAGGAGGGCGUCAACGCGUACUGGUUCCGUGGCCUGCGGCCUGGCACAAACUACUCUGUGUGCCUGGCACUGGCAGGCCAGGCUUGUCACGUGCAAGUGGUGUUCGCCACCAAGAAGGAGCUGCCCUCGCUGCUGGUCAUCGUGACGGUGAGCGUGUUCCUGCUGGUGUUGGCCACCGUGCCCCUGCUGGGCGCUGCCUGCUGCCACCUGCUCGCCAAGCACCCAGGCAAGCCCUAUCGUCUGAUCUUGAGACCGCAGGCUCCCGACCCCAUGGAGAAGCGCAUCGCUGCGGAUUUCGACCCGCGCGCCUCCUACUUGGAGUCAGAGAAGAGCUACCAGGCGGGCAGUGGAGAGGGCUGCGAGGAGCCCGAAGAGGCCCCGGGGGAAGAGCUCGACGAGGACCCGGAGCAGGGGGAUCCUCACGGUGACCUGCAGCGGGAGGAGAGCCUAGCCGCCUGCUCCUUGGCGGAAUCGCAGUCUAAGGCCAACCAGGAGGAGUUCGAGGCAGGCUCUGAGUACAGUGAUCGGCUACCGCUAGGUGCGGAGGCGGUCAACUUGACACAGGAGAUUAACGGCAACUACAGGCAGACAGCGGGGUGAUUCGCAGUGUGCCCAGCCCGGCCGCCUCACCCCACUUUGGGUACCUGGCAUGCCUGGCAACAGAAGCUUAGGGCUGGCAGAAUUUAUGCCCCCCACCCCCUGCCCUCAAUCCCCUCACCCUUCCCCAACAGUGACCUCUGAGACCUCCUAACAGGAGGUGGGCUGAAUUCUCAGCCCUCGCCAGCCGUGGGCGUCUUUUUCUUGAUGGGCUAAGUCUGCGUCUUCCCCAAGCACACGGUUCUGCUUCAGCCUCCUCACACAAAGCACCACGGGCUGAGGCAGAUGCAGUCUAUGCCCCUCUAUUCUUAUGAUUAUUAAAAUCUUCUAAAUCCGAAGAGCAGCAGGCUCACCUGUGCUCAUCUGUGUGCCCUGGAGCCAGGGGAAGACUUUGGAAAUGUCUGGCGGUAACUGUGGCUCCUGGGCUUGAAGGAAUGCGUGGAUCUCCGCCUCUUCUGGCCUGCCAUACCAGAAGCCAGCUACACUUUAGAUUGGAAGUACCCCUACCCCUUCAGACAGGAAACUAAAUCUUUCUGCCAAGCCCCCAUCCCCACCCCCCAUCCCACUUCUGCCCAGCUGGAGCGCAAUCAGGCGCGGAGCGCUUUGGAGCUCUGUGUUCUGAUUUUCUUGUUUCGUUAUUUAAAAAAAAAAAAAAAAAGUAACAUUCUGGGUCUGGUGCUAACACCCCUUCCCAACCUUUGGAAGACGGUGUGCUUGUAUCAAGAGAGGAGAGGAAUCCGUUUUCUCCUCCCUUCCUCUUAACUGGAAGCACGCUGGGACCGUGCUCCCCGGUUCUGCAGAGGGGUCCCAGCUGGGUCCCUAGCCAAUGUUGUCCGUGUCCUGAGGGAGCCUGAGAUGCGCACGCUCAAAAGCUGCUUCUAUAGCUCCGUGGGGCGCACGCCCCCAGGUAGCAAGCGCGGGGCGCUGGACGCCGUUUAAAGCUCCAGGGGCCUCUUGUCCACCGGGGCUGGUGACCUGGAGCACACAAAGCCUGUAGCCUAGGAUGGGGACUAAGAAGUCGCUCUGUCCCCGCCCCACCCUUCUCUCCGCGAGCAUAGUGAUUUCCGCGUGUCGUCCUAGCAGA